Molecule: messenger RNA, 1516 nt
Organism: Fonticula alba
Lineage: Eukaryota; Rotosphaerida; Fonticulaceae
Exons: 5
Coding region: 131-1468 (445 amino acids)
Biological process (GO): superoxide metabolic process
Molecular function (GO): metal ion binding
Source: RefSeq, a predicted model, not a curated record
GGACAACACCCCGAGCAUCCAACCAUCUAUUCUCCUCCAGACAUCUCUCCCUCACCCCUCUCAUCCGAUCCCUCCGCACACACAUCCCCCUCCCCCUCCCGACCCCUCCUACCACACAGCCAAACAAGCGAUGAUGAUGCUGCUGCUGCGCUCGCGGGCCACCGCCCACCGGUGUAGGGGGCUCCUCUCACAGGCGCUUGUGAAUCGGCCAAAGUCGGCCACCCCGCGCCACUUGGCCCUUGGUGUGGCUGCCGUGACCGGGCUCCUUGCCGGCGGGGCCUGGCUGGCCGGCGAGCAGUCUGCCCUUCGGCCAGCCCCCUCCCCCGGUUGCUGGGGAAUGGCGCACCUCCAUCGGCCGCUCGCCCUCUCUGCCACGCCUCCUUCUAACCUUCAGCCCCCUGCUGACCCCCGGACACAGUCGAGUACUGUGGGAAUGUCUGCCUCAUCGUCCCAGCCGCACGACCUCGUGCAGGCCGCCACCCUUGGCGAAAGCGCCGCCCUCACCACGGGCAUUAUCUUCGACUACGGGCCCGAGGAACAGGCCGCCGCCGCAUCUCCACCACUCCCUGGCAUGACUCGGGUCACGAUCGACCUCGCAGUGGCCAUGCGUUGUGGGAGCUGCUCGGGGCUGGCGCGCCGGGCUCUUACAUCCAUCCUCCAGUCUCCGGAGGCCAGUCGGGUGGUCUUUACGCCGGUGGCCAUCGGCGUGUCACUCCCUGCCCAGCGUGUGCGCGUUGUGCUGGACGUCCUGGCCGAUGACAGCAGCUCGGCCGGCCUCCAGACGCUUGAGGACCUGAUGGUGGCUGCCCUGGCCAAGGAGGAGCUGGAGGUCCGGCCAUCCGGCCGGUCAACCUCCCACGCGGAUGGCGCCAUUGUUGCCGAGUUCAAGUACGCCGAGUGGCCCGCCAUCCCGACAGGCCCCCCUCCUUCCAAGACCGACGCAGCUGGGUCCUACCUCGGGGAGAAUGUCCUUGGCUUCGACACGCGAGCGGACCUCUGGUGGCCGGCCCUGCCGCCGGCCGGCACGCCGGCCAAGGGCAUCUUCCGUGCCACGCAACACACCCCGGAUCGGCUGCUGCUGCAUGUCCGGGUGGAUGGCCUCGCACCGAACCGCACCUAUGGUCUCAUGGUGCAUGAGACCGGUGACGUGCGCGACUCCGCGGCCCCUCUGCGCGCUGGCGACUGUCUGCUCAUUGAUUCGCAACCCGUUGGCAAGCUGCUCAAUGCCACUUCCGACGCCGAAGGACGCAUCCAAUUCGAUGGUCUAUCGCCCCCCUCGACAGCUAGUCUGUCGAUCAAUGACUUCAUUGGAUAUGUGGUGGUCUUGCAUACGUUGCCGAACGACGACGGGCCCACCAAUACCUCGCCGGCAGCCACGUACGCCGUGGUGGCCCGGUCUGCCGGAGCCGGCGAGAAUCCGCGCCUCAUCUGCGCUUGCGACGGGACGCCCGUCUGGCGUGGCGAGUAGGACAGUCUUCCUGUGUUCCUCUCUGCACCCUCCGCAUAAACAACCAAU